Molecule: messenger RNA, 826 nt
Organism: Pyricularia oryzae 70-15
Lineage: Eukaryota; Fungi; Ascomycota; Sordariomycetes; Magnaporthales; Pyriculariaceae
Exons: 1
Coding region: 247-615 (122 amino acids)
Source: RefSeq, a predicted model, not a curated record
GAUCGUUGGAGAAAGCUUUGUCAGUCUGACUCUGAACAAUCAUAUUGUUCGUUUGUGACACAUGGAAAUUUCACCCACCCGCUCUCAUACAUGCAAGGAACAUGUCUAUAAAUUCAUCACAUAACUCCCUUUUCGUCACUUAAUUACCCCAUUCGAUUGACAUUGCACACCAACACAAUCGAUACAAGACGAACCUGACUAGCACUAACACAAAAACACUAACAUACGAUUAGAUCAGCAGCAAAUAUGGCAUCAUCAGCAUCCACAUUCAGGACGGCGGUCUGCCCCGUCGAGGCAACCAACACCGCCAGCCUCGUGGCCGCUUGGGAGCUUCGGCGCGCCGCAUCGACCCUUCUGAACUUCUUGAUCUCCCAGACCGAAGCCGAGGGUGGCGUUUCUUAUGCGCUCCGUAAUUAUCGCGAAGCUGAAGACGCUCGCGUGACGGUCGAAGCAGCCAAUACUACGCCGCUGUCCGAAGCCGCCAUGCAGCGGAUCGCCCUGACAAAGGCGACCAAGCAGGACCUUAUCGCGGCCUCCUUUAAAUGCAUGAAUUUGGCUUCCAGCACCCGGGGUAGGAGUCUUAUUGACAUUUACGGCCCUGACGGCCUUGAGUAAAGCACAGCUUUAUCACCAAAAAGUUAACGGUUUGACUUGCUGUACCCAGGUAGGCAGGUUCUUGGCCAAAUGUCAAGAAUUUGAUGAGAAGCCAAACAUGUAGAUGUAGGCUGUGCAAGGAAAAGAUUUAGUAGCAAAUACAUGUAUCACUAGUCUAGUAUUUCUUUUUUUUUAAAAAAAAAAAAAAAAAAAAAAAAAAAAAAAAAAAAAG